Messenger RNA from Canariomyces notabilis, 1346 nucleotides. RefSeq lists its product as uncharacterized. The transcript has 2 exons. Lineage: Eukaryota; Fungi; Ascomycota; Sordariomycetes; Sordariales; Chaetomiaceae. The record is from RefSeq and is a predicted model, not a curated record. Bases 395 to 1171 code for a protein of 258 amino acids.
CGACGUUCCGGCCUAUGAGGGAGUCGACCAGAUCGUCGAAGUUGGCCCCGGUGGGCUGAGGCUCUGAGUGCCAGGGCCGCCUGAAGACUGGGCCGAUGAUCCACCGCCUUGCCCCCUUCCUGUUACAUCACCGAGCAGCCGCCACCCCUACUGUUAGGACAGACCGGACUCGGGCAGCCUCCCUCUUCCAUGACAAUACGGGAAAUGACGGUACCGUUAGGACAGGUCACCAACGGGGGGUGGAAGUCCUUGCAGAACUCGACAUAGACGAGGUAGUCUUUCCCGCAAGCUGGGCAGUCACUGGUGAUGUGCUCAGUGCACAUUAAAGUAUGGCGGCCCAGUGGUGCCCAGCAAGGUCGACAGAUGGUUGUAUUUGUCGGCUCCGGUGUAGAAGAUGGUUGGACGACAUGGGGCUCCUGCUGGCCUUGGUUGUGUCGCGGGGGGUUUCGUUCCGGCGGAGACUAUGGGAAUGGUGAUCCUUUCGAGGGAGCAGGUCCUGCGUGGAGCAGCAGUCCCGGAGGUUUAUCUGGUAUCGUCUGAAUGGAGAAUAGGCGGGAACGCAAAUCCAAGCUCCUGUCCUUGUGGGAGACACCCCCAACUGUUGGUUGUGUCAGUCAGGUAUAUGGCGGAACGGUACGUAUCGGGGCGAGGCUUGGCACUACCAAACAGCUGCGUGUUGCCGUUGGGGAACGUCUUAAUCGCUGAAACCGGCGUCCCUGGGAAAGCUGCGGCAACGACGAACCAUAUUGACAAAUUGGUCAUUUUCCAAACAGCAAAGCGGUAUAUAUUCGGCGCAUCCGCGAUCCGCAGUGCCGUUUUGCUGCUACCUGAGGCUCUUAGCCGGACCAUUUGCUCCAUAACGCUUCUGAUAGGCUGGCGCUGCACGGGGCGCCUACAAGAUCUGGCAGCUCCCGCACGAAGGGUCCUCUCAGCAGAAGCCCUGUUCCAGGCGCGCCUCGAUUUCGCAAUUUUGUUUCUAUCCCACUUGGUGCUGUCCCCGGGUCUCGUGUCGAGGUUGGCUUCGUCGCUGUCCUUGAUGGGACAUGUAGAUCCCUACAUCAAAAAGCCGGCGACGACUCAGCAUAGUCGGGAAGCUUCCAUGCGAAAGAGCAUCCCGUCCUUCUUUCCAACGUUAGUACUGGCUACCGCAGGUUGUACCUUUUCGCCAUAGCUACUAGGCGGUGGUACAGUACCAGAUAGCGUCCAUGGGGACGCAUGUACCUCCAUACCUCCAGGAGACAAUGUCUCGCUUUGCGCGACGGCUCGGUCCUCACCGGGGUCCAUCUUGUCAUUACCCCACCCUGGACGCAGAUGGGAAGAAUGCAGCGAGCACGCUAUGCAAUCCA